AUGAUGGAUUAUGAAAAAUCUUUGCAAUCAACUGGAACACUCCAAAGAGUUGUUAAAUUAAAUACAUUAUCAUCGAAUAAUCCAGGUUUAGUUGAUGGUAUUAUGUAUGGUAUUGUAAUUGGUAAAGUUGAAUUACGAAUAUUUGAAGGAAGUGAUCGUCAUCAAAGAAGUGUAUUAAAUUUUACAUUUCGAGAUUCAAUUAAAGAUUUUAUUAAUGUUGCUUAUUGGCUGCCACCAAAAGAUCUAAUGAUUAUUAGUAGUAAAUUUACAAUUGGUGAUGUUGUUGCACUUCAUUAUCCAACUGUAAAACCAAAAUUAGACGAUAAAGCAAAUAAUUAUACGCCAUGGACACCAUUAUCUUUUGAACUUUCAUUAAAUGAAAAAUCAUAUAUGGAAAAAGUUGAAGGUCCAAAAGCCAAGCAAUAUGAAUUAUUAGCUUCUGUACCUUGUCGAGCAGGACAUGAUUAUUAUACAUUAACACAAGUUGUUACUCAUGGUGAACAAUUAAUAAAAAAAACCAAUGGAAUUAAUGUUUUAGCUGGUGUACAACAGAUCGGUACAUUAAAAACAAUUCGAACACGACGACAACGUGAAACUGAUUAUGAUAAUGAAGAAAAACAACUUUUAGAAAUUUUACUUUUCGAUGGAGAAACUAGUGGUGUUUGGUUAACAUUUUGGGAUAGUGAACAAAUUAAAUUUGCUCAACGAUGGAUACCAGAAGAACACAUUAUAUUUUGUAUUAGUGUACGUGUUCGUUAUGAUGAGUAUAAAAAAGUAUAUGGUCUAACUGCAACUCGUAAUAGUUUAUUUACUGUUAAUCCAGAUACGAAUGAAUCGGUUCAACUCUAUGAAUCAAUGCGAUCAAUUCCAAUCGAUGAUUUACUCAAUGUUGCUGUCGAUGGUGGUUUUAAUACACUUCAAGCAGUAAUUGUAACUAUAAAAGAAUUAAAACAAUAUAUAUUAAAUGGUGAUGGUAAUGAUACAUUUAUUGUACAAUGUUUUUUAAGUCAUUUCGAUCUCGAUGGACCAUUAAAUCAAGUGAUUACUAAAAAAUGUAUUUUUUGUAAUCGAUCUAUUCGUGAUAAUAAUGGUAUAAUUGAAUGUACAGAAGCUGAAUGUCGUAUGAAAUUAUUAGAACAAACAAGUGAUGAUAAUCUUACAACAAAAGAUGGUUUUAAUUUAAAUGUACAUUUAACAGAUCAUACAGGAACAAUUACAAAUGUUAAAUUAGGUGAUGAUAUUGCUAGAAAAAUGUUGAAAUGUUCAGUUGAUGAAUUUAUUCUAAUGUCUGAUGAAGAAAAAACGAAACUUAAAUGGACAUAUUUACUUGAAAAAAUUCGAUUUGGAAUUCAAAUUAAAAAUAGUACAAAUUAUACGAAACCAAUUAUACGUAUUGCUUGUUUAUUUCCUCGGGAAUAUUUACCAUCAUCCAUCAAUGAUGAUGAAUAA
Molecule: messenger RNA, 1449 nt
Organism: Adineta steineri
Lineage: Eukaryota; Metazoa; Rotifera; Eurotatoria; Adinetida; Adinetidae
Source: the annotation of a GenBank genome assembly